AUGGCAAAGCCCACAAAGCUAUACAGCUUAUGCUCUGUGCUAAUGGCUUUCCUCUUCGCUUUUUCGGCGUCUGUUCAGUUGGAUGAUCCCGAUUGGUAUUUUUGGUUUCCUCUCUAUGCAUGCGCGUGUGUGGUUAAUAUGGUGAACUGGGUCGUCUCCUGCAGUAGCAGAACCCAAAUCAGGAAUAUCGCUAGGAUGUUAUUGCUGCUUGGAAUACUUUUGUUCAUCAAGGUCGUCAUAGAAGAUUUUGUGAAUGGAACAGCUGGGUUCUGGUCGCUGGAUUUGAGUAAGAGAGUGGUUAGAGAGAAAACUGGAAGUGGGUUGGUUGUCAUUUCCUUGAUUUUGCAGUUGGAAGCAUCAUUAGUCCCACAAGCCCCCAUGCGAAAAAGGAAGGAAUUUGCAAAACUUGUUGGAUAUAGGAUGGCAAUCUUGGUGGGCUUCGGCUACGGACUCCCCUUUGUCUUCUUUGUUGUCCAAAAAGGAGAACCGAAGUUCUGA
Corylus avellana is the source of this 498-nucleotide messenger RNA. Its product is annotated as transmembrane family 220 helix protein. Lineage: Eukaryota; Viridiplantae; Streptophyta; Magnoliopsida; Fagales; Betulaceae. The record is from RefSeq and is a predicted model, not a curated record.